Molecule: messenger RNA, 2101 nt
Organism: Oenanthe melanoleuca
Lineage: Eukaryota; Metazoa; Chordata; Aves; Passeriformes; Muscicapidae
Product: growth-regulated alpha protein-like
Exons: 4
Coding region: 876-1160 (94 amino acids)
Biological process (GO): antimicrobial humoral immune response mediated by antimicrobial peptide; neutrophil chemotaxis; chemokine-mediated signaling pathway
Cellular component (GO): extracellular region
Molecular function (GO): CXCR chemokine receptor binding; chemokine activity
Source: RefSeq, a predicted model, not a curated record
UUUGAAGCACACUCAUGUUCACAAACGUCUGUGGAAGAAAACAGAUCAACUACUUAAAAAAAAACCCAACUCCAAAACCAAGACAAAUAAGGUGGAAUAUUAUAUUUCUUACUAAAACUUUUUACAAAAGAAAGUGUGCUGACCAUGACUGAUCUAAACUUACGUGUAAAUAAAAUUUAGAAAACCUGCAUCUCAUUUUCAUUAAAAGUUCAUAGAAAACGGCUAUUUUACUUCUUUAUAACUGAUCUUAGCAAAAUGCCUCGACAGGAAUGAAGGAAAGGAGAGUGACCUAUGUGUGCAGAGGAGUGGAACAGGCGGCUUUCAGUAGUGGAGUGUAGGAAUCCAGCCUAGGGGUCCAUAGGGUCCUGAGGGUCUCCUAGUUACAGGAAAAAAAAAAAAGAUUUCCGGUUUUCAAAAGGUCGAUGAAGAAAUGGGUGCUCAGAGGAGCAGUGCCCACUGAAUAAGAGCGCUUGUUUGCACACGGUUAGGCAGCAAGGCAAGCUCCAGAACCCAAAUUCUCCUUCGGCACAGCAUCUCGCACCCUGAAAGCUAACGGAGAACCCCCGAAAAAAUCCUCAGCUCCUUUCAGAGAAUGGUGUCCCAGCCGACCCUGGGCGAUCCUCGGGACGGUGCAGUGCUACGCUUCCCUCGCUCCCAAACCUGAAGGAGCCGCUGCGCCGGGAGCGGCCGCUCUUCCCUCUCCGCCCUGCUCCUUUAGCGCCACACACCCAACGGUGGGAAGGGGCCAGCGGGGCUCUGCCCCCCGGCUCCGCUCCGGGAAAUCCCCCGGCAGCUCCCGGCAGGGAAUAAAAGCACGGGAGGGAAAGGUUGUCAUCCCGCCGGCAUCUGCACGCUCUCCGCCGCCAGCACCAGCCAUGAGUCCGCAUCUCCGCCUCCUCCUCCUCCUGGCCGCCGCCGCUCUGUGCCAGGGUGCGCCGCUGGCCGGGGAGCUGCGCUGCCGCUGCGUGCGGACCGUGUCCGAGGUGAUCCCGCCGCGGCGCCUGGCCCGCCUGGAGUUCCUCGCCGAGGGGCCGCACUGCGCCGUGCCCGAGGUCAUAGCCACGACGAAGCAGGGACAGAUGGUCUGCCUGGACCCCGCCGCGCCCUGGGUCAAGCUCCUGGUCACCAGGAUCCUCCGCAGUUCACCCAACAAGCUCUGAGAGAAGGAACAUCUUGGAAUGAAGUUACCUGUUUGCCACAAGAUACCGGGAAACAGAUGCUACGAGGACACAACAGCUCACCUCUCCAGUUUUGAUGAGUUUGUAGAUCAGAUGUUCUAUGUUCUAUUCCCUCUCCUCAAAUCCUGUGUAUGGUUUUAUUGACUGAGAUAAAGUGAUAGAAUCCAUUUGAUAAGACAGUGGAAGCGUCGCUGGACACCUCUCAGCAGCAUUCUCACAAUUUUCUCCUCCUUUGUGCAAGCUCCUUCCUGCCAAAUACUAUUUGCUGAUAAGUGCUUAUAAAAUAGCAUUAAUACCUGAAAAGAAGAUGGGCCCAUCGUGAAGAUGAUUUUGCAAAUGUCUGCAGAGUGUGACAGGAGAGGUUUGAAUGGAUCCUGUGAUGAUUGGAGGUAAUCCUUCUGCAGGAAUAACAAGAGUGCUGUCUGGCACUUAGGAUUUCAGUGCCUGUUCAGGUUACAUGGGAAUAAAACCUGGCUCAAGCAAGGAUGUUUUGCUGAAUCUCUUUUUCCUACUCCAGCUCACCAGCCUUUAAUGCAGAAUGCCUUGGAUCUUUUUGCACAAGAUACUGUCUAAUGAAAUCACAAAUUUUGCCCCUGAAGUCUUUUGCCCCUAUUAAAAACUUAGAGGUAUUUAUUAAUUUCUAUGAAAUUGUGGGGGUUUGUGCCGUGUCUGGUUUGGUUUUUAACCAGAUAGUGUUGAGGUUGGUUAGUUGGUUUGUUUAUAAAUGAGUUUACAUUGAAGUAUUUGGUAUUUAUGCACAAGAUCUAAAGGAACAGUAAGUGUUCUGGAGAGACUUAGACAUUUUAUGUCUACUUGUAUGACAUACUGUCAUAACUCAUAAAUAAUAACUAAUUUUCAUUAUUCUGCUUUGGAAAAUUGUACAUAAAGAGGCGGAUUUCUCAUGAUAAUGUUAUGAAAUAUAU